GGAGAACCCGGAGUCAAUUCUGGAAACUCAAUUGCAAUCAAGUCCACCAAAAAAAGUGCACACCGGAAGAGUUACAAACCAAGGACUGAAAAGUCAAUGACCGAGGUGGCACGAUUCAUUCAAAAAUGGACAUCGGAGGAAGAAGUGUUGUUGGCAUCCGCGUGGGUUGACGUCUCGGAGCAUCCUAUCGUUGUUCUUGAUGAGUUGGGGCAGUCUGGGGCAUCUCGUGUGUAUUGCCGGCGCAUUUGCCAGGAAGAGGUGGUUUGGGCCCUCCGCGGGAUGCGUAGUGGGAGAGCUUUGGGACCAUAUGAGAUUCCGGUGGAGUUUUGGAAGCAUGCGGGGUGUGGUGCGAGGGUUUGGUUAACCAAACUCUUCAAUGUUAUCCUCCGGACAGCAAGGAUGCCUGAUGAGUGGAGGGAGAGUCUCUUGGUCCCUCUGUUUAAAGGAAAAGAGGCCAUUCAUCUCGCGAGGAGGUUAAUGGAAGAGUAUAUGGCUAGGAAGAAGGACCUUCAUAUGGUGCUUAUUGACCAUGAGAAGGCGUACGAUAGGGUGCCAAGGGAGGUCUUAUGGAGGUGCCUUGAGAGGAGAGGAGUUCCCAUUGUGUACACUCGCGUUAUCAAGGAUAUGUACGAUGGGGCUAUGACCAGGGUGAGGACUUCCGGGGGCGACUCUGAGUCUUUCUCGGUAGGGAUGGGGUUGCACCAGGGGUCUGCCCUUAGCCCUUUUUUGUUCGCCUUGGUGAUGGACGUCCUAACCCAAGCUAUUCAAGAAGGAGUCCCAUGGUGCAUGCUUUUCGCGAAUGAUAUUGUGCUUAUCGAUGACACACGCGAGGGACUUAACAAUAAGUUGGAACUAUGGCGCCUUGCCCUUGAAACUAAAGGAUUCAGAAUAAGUAGGAACAAGACUGAAUACUUGGAAUGUCAUUUCAGCGGCCGGGAAACAGAAUCAGAAGUGGAAGUUAGGAUUGACUCUCACCUAGUACCUAAGGUAGGCAUGGCGCCGGUGGAAGAUAAGUUGCGGGAAGCGAGGUUGAGAUGGUUUGGUCAUGUGAGACGGCGGGAUGCUAACGCCCCUGUUGAGCUGGGGGUUUCUUGGAAACAGCCUCCCUACUUCCGAGUAGGGGCAAGGUACAACAGAAAGAACACUGUGAUCCUGGCAGCAGAUGGGGCGAGAUUGUCGGGAUGGAUGUGACAAGUUUGAAAUGAUUUAUGAUAUGUCAAAAUUAAAUUCGCUUCCGCAAU
This is a messenger RNA of Cuscuta campestris, 1241 nucleotides long. Lineage: Eukaryota; Viridiplantae; Streptophyta; Magnoliopsida; Solanales; Convolvulaceae. The record is from the annotation of a GenBank genome assembly.